This is a messenger RNA of Wyeomyia smithii (pitcher-plant mosquito), 1370 nucleotides long. Its product is annotated as pupal cuticle protein Edg-78E-like. Gene Ontology annotation, cellular component: chitin-based extracellular matrix. Gene Ontology annotation, molecular function: structural constituent of chitin-based larval cuticle. Lineage: Eukaryota; Metazoa; Arthropoda; Insecta; Diptera; Culicidae. The transcript is spliced from 2 exons. The coding region runs from base 89 to 445 and encodes 118 amino acids. The record is from RefSeq and is a predicted model, not a curated record.
GCCGACAUUAUGAUAAUGAUGGUAGAUAUAAAAGAAGCCGAUUUUGGCGGCCCGCUGAUCAGUGGCAUCGCGGUCGGUUCGUGGCAGAAUGAAAGCUCAGGUUGCGAUAGUGGGAACCUUGACCAUGCUGGUGGUUCUGACGGGCGCGCAGCAUGCAACGAUUGUGGAACAUGACCAGAACGUAAACCCAGAUGGGUCGUACUUCUAUCGUUACGUCCUAACGGAUGGUACAGAAGCACAAGAGCGAGGUGUUGGAGGUCAAUCUGCCACAGGUGGUUACAAAUAUACAUCUCCCGAAGGGGAGGUAAUACAAAUCACCUACACAGCAGACGAGAAUGGAUUCAAUCCCCAAGGAGAUGUUAUUCCACAACCGCCACCGAUUCCUGAAGGAAUUUUACGGGCACUAGAAUACAUUCGCACGCAUUCGAAACCAUUUAGAAAAUGAUUACUAUUAGUGAAUGUUCGAACAGUUACGUUCAGAGUGAAAAAUGUGAUAAUAUAGUGUUAUUUAGGUGAUCGAGAGCAGUUUUCAUUAAAUUAAAAGUGAUCAUGAGUCUGCUGUAUUUCAAGUAAAGUUCCGUGCAGUAUUCCGUUGCAAUAAUGCAUGUAAAUAAAAAAUCCAGUAUUUUAGUUGAUGAUUGUUCUCCUGUUGUACCCUUUUCGCCUUGUUAAUUUUGAUAAAACAAUCGGGACCUGAUAUCUUUUGACCAUAAAUUAGCCGGCUUAUGUGUGAGAGAAUACAUUGAACGAAAAUUGUAAUGAAUAAUUGCACAGUACCAAAAAAUGCAAUUUACAACUAAUACAAAAGAAAGCACACAACGGUUUCUAGCACAUAAAGUGAAAAACAUAUACAAUUUCACACCGUUAAUAAUGCACAGUACAAAAUUGUUUAAAACCAUGUGAAUUUGUACGUUAAGUUAUGUAAACUUAAAACUUUGAAUAUAAAUUUGCAUGCAUAUUCACAUUAUAUUCAUUUACAUAGCAUGUGAAUAUAAUGCGACACGGAAUAUUACAUGGUUGCCAAUGCUCCAUGCACAUAGCAUUAAAACAGAUAUCAUUUUUUUUUUACUGUGUGUGACAAAGCUUUAUAUUGCUUGAUAAGGCAAAUAAACUGAAAAUAAUAAUAUAUAAUAAUAUAAUAAUUGAUAUUUUGUUGUAGCUAACUGUACAAUACUCAAAACUACCAAACAUUUCGGCUACUAAUCUGGGUCAUGCAGGCAUUAUUCACAGCACAGCAGUGUACCAAACGACUUUGAAAUGUUGCGGACGCGAUGACACUGAGCAAGUUUAAAUGGCAUUCUCCUCUGAGCGAGUCUGAGGUUUUUAGUUCGACCAGCUCCCAUUUUCAUACGAUUCUGGUCGCAGUGAGG